AUGGAUCGUUUUUGGUCUGUGCCGCCUGUGACAAGGACUUUAGUUACGCUUACUUUCGUUCAGUCUGCCCUUGUCUAUGGCGGUCUACUAAGUGGUAGAUAUGUGGUAUUCCGUCCGGAGCUAGUCUUCAAGCUACUUCCUGAGGCAUGGAGGUUAUUCUCGUCAUUCUUUUUGACAGGGCCUCGCCUUGACUUUAUACUUGAUCUCUACUUCAUGUUCAAGUAUGGCAGCGCUUUGGAGGCGUCAUCACCGCGGUUCAACUUACCGGGUGACUUCUUCACGUACGUGUUCUUUGUAGCCACUGUUAUUACGCUCACCGCAGGUUGCCUAUUAGAUGAUGUAAUUUUCACCCAUGCACUAAUAAUCGCAUUUGUCUACACCUUCGCCCAGGACAACCAAGGUAGAAAAGCCUCCUUUUUCGUGGUCCAACUGCCUGUUGAAUUCCUACCAUGGGCGAUGCUCACCUGGACGCUUGUGCUUAGCGGGUGGCAUGCAGCAUUCAGUGAGAGCAUGGGAAUAGUCGCGGCACACAUGUAUGAUUUCUUCUCACGCAUAUAUCCGACUUUUGGAGGUGGUAGGAACUACAUCAUCACGCCGACUGUUGUGCGGAGAAUCUUUAGCGCCCAUACCCCCAGUCAGCACCGGGCCUAUGGAACAGCUUAUCGUCCGAACCCCGAAGAAGGCCGGGGCUCUUUUCAGAGCCCUUGGAGCACAAGCCUGUUCAAAAUGGCGGUCGCAUUGGCUAAGGAAGAGAUCGACUAUACAAUCAAGCCAGAGGCUGGCGCUUCCAACAUUUCGACAUCUGACUGGCCACUUUUACUGAAGAAUUAUGACAAACUCCUCGUCAGGACUGGUCAUUUCACGCCAAUUCCCGCCGGUUGUUCUCCUCUGAAACGUGACUUGAAGUCGUAUAUCAAUUCUGGCGUGAUCAACCUCGACAAGCCAUCUAACCCAUCCAGUCAUGAAGUGGUUGCUUGGAUGAAGCGGAUUUUGAGGGCAGAAAAAACCGGACACAGCGGAACUCUUGACCCAAAGGUCACCGGUUGUUUAAUUGUUUGUAUUGACCGUGCCACUCGUCUGGUUAAAUCGCAGCAGGGUGCAGGAAAAGAAUAUGUCUGCGUGAUCCGCCUGCACGACAAGAUCCCGGGUGGUGAGGCGCAGUUCAGAAGAGCUCUUGAAACGUUGACCGGUGCACUUUUCCAGAGACCUCCACUGAUCUCUGCUGUCAAGCGUCAGCUCCGUAUCAGGACGAUACACGAGAGUAAACUUUACGAAUUCGACAAUGAUCGGCAUCUUGGUGUCUUUUGGGUCAGUUGCGAGGCAGGAACAUACAUUCGAACUCUUUGUGUUCAUUUGGGCCUCCUGCUCGGUGUUGGAGCGCAUAUGCAAGAGCUCAGACGUGUAAGAAGUGGAGCUAUGGAUGAAAACAGUGGUUUGGUGACUUUACACGAUGUGCUCGACGCUCAGUGGAUGUAUGACAACCAGCGUGAUGAGUCGUAUCUGCGUAAAGUCAUCAAGCCUCUUGAGACCCUACUCACAACUUACAAGCGUAUUGUUGUUAAGGACAGCGCUGUGAAUGCCGUAUGCUACGGUGCCAAGCUCAUGAUCCCCGGUCUUCUGAGAUUUGAGGCUGGAAUUGAUGUCAACGAAGAAGUUGUACUUAUGACUACUAAGGGUGAGGCCAUUGCCAUUGCCAUUGCUCAGAUGUCGACCGUGGAGCUGUCCACCUGUGACCACGGAGUUGUUGCCAAGGUUAAGCGUUGUAUCAUGGAACGCGAUCUUUACCCACGGAGAUGGGGUCUGGGCCCUGUCGCUCUGGAGAAGAAGAAGCUUAAAUCGGCUGGGAAAUUAGAUAAGUAUGGUCGAGCCAAUGAAGCGACACCCGCCAAGUGGAAAAAUGAUUAUAAAGAUUACAGCGCGCCAGAGGCCUCCGAGCAAUUGGCAGUUGAGCCAGCACCUAAGAGCGAGAUGGCUGUUCCUACAUCUGAGCAGGCCGAAGCUCCCUCGUCGCCCCCAAAUGAGAUGGAGGUUGAUGAGUCCAAGGAGGACGAGAAAAAGAAACGUAAGCGACAUGAGGGAGAGACUCCCGAGGAGCGAGCUGAGCGCAAGCGCAAGAAGAAGGAGAAGAAAGAGAAGAAAGAGAGACGAAAGUCCAAGCAGGAGAAGGAGGAGAGUGAUGACAGCGAUUAA
Molecule: messenger RNA, 2190 nt
Organism: Aspergillus pseudonomiae
Lineage: Eukaryota; Fungi; Ascomycota; Eurotiomycetes; Eurotiales; Aspergillaceae
Gene: cbf5
Product: pseudouridine synthase CBF5
Exons: 10
Coding region: 1-2190 (729 amino acids)
Biological process (GO): mRNA pseudouridine synthesis; box H/ACA sno(s)RNA 3'-end processing; rRNA pseudouridine synthesis
Cellular component (GO): box H/ACA snoRNP complex
Molecular function (GO): pseudouridine synthase activity; RNA binding
Source: RefSeq, a predicted model, not a curated record